Molecule: messenger RNA, 1101 nt
Organism: Ambispora leptoticha
Lineage: Eukaryota; Fungi; Glomeromycota; Glomeromycetes; Archaeosporales; Ambisporaceae
Source: the annotation of a GenBank genome assembly
AUGGAUGUAAUGGACGUGGACCCACUGAGCUUAUUGAAAUUUACUUAUAAAUACAAUUACUAUCAAGAAGCAACUAACAAGGAGGUCCAAGAACCAACUGACAAGGAGUUCGAAGAUGCAUACGAAGCAUAUAAAGAAUUCUUUUAUAAAUACCAUCAAGACAACCCUGGAACAACCACGGAUUGUUAUAAGGAAUAUCUUAAAGCUCUUGGUAAACAAGUUGGGGUGUUAUUAAGCAUGGCGUUGUUACAACGUGUAAUAGGCGUUUUGUGCUAUGGUGAAGGCUAUAUUUCUGAAUUGCCUGAAAGACAGACUAAUGAAUAUUAUCAUAUCACUCAUAUAUCUAUUUUCAUUUAUCCAUUUGAGCAACCUUGGUAUGCUGCCCAUAAUAUUAUAUCAAAAUUGCCCGUGGAGUCCGUAGAUGCAGCGUUCUUUGGUGCUUACUAUGAUCCACACGACUUCAUUAAAAGCAUUCUCGAGGAUUUGGACUCGCACGUCGAAAAUUGGAUUAAAGAAACUAUGUAUGCAAACUACACCUCGGUCACACAAGCAAGCGGCAUGGGAAAGUCACGGAUGGUCAAACAACUAGCAGAAGCGGGGGUUUAUGUUAUCUAUUGUUGUCUUCGGCUUUCUGGUUCUGGUUACCCACCACAAUCACACAUAACAAAAUAUCUACUUCACUCUCACGAUGAUUUACAUUUCGUCGCCUAUUUCAUCGCUUGUCUGAACAAAUUAGCGGAUACCCCUGAUACAAAUUCGAUUGAUUGGUAUAAUCAGCAAAUUUCUCGAGGGAAUGAUGGCGCAAGUCAAGAAAACGCGCGAGAAUUUUGGGAUGACAUUAGAUUACGCAUGGAGAAGUUAAAGAGAAGUCUUACCGACGGUAAUGCGUCAGCAAGUUUGCGACAGAGCUAUGAGCGUGCCUUGAGAACAUAUCCCAACAUUCGCAAUAUCCCUCUACCCAAGAAUAUAUUGCGUAUUUGUUUUGUGUUUGAUGAAGCACGGUGUCUUCUACCUAUCACUGAAAAAAGUGGAAGUGAGACGGCUGACAAGAACCUAGCAUUUUAUAACAUGCGUCGCGCUUUGGUGCACUUUGAUGAUAAG